AAGAAGCAUCUUGAAGAAUGAGAAGCCUGAUGUGUGUGCUGUUCCUGGUGCUCUUCUGCUCUGUGCAGAUGACUUCAAGUGCUCCCUUCUCAUUUAAUGUGGAAAACUGCUGUAUAGCGUUCACUAAUGUGAAGAUUCCUCUGAAACUGUUGGUGUCUUACUACCAUACCAGCAGCAACUGUCCCAGGCAGGCCAUUGUGUUUCAGACACAAACAGGGAAAAAGCACUGUGUAGAUCCAGAGAGCACCUGGGUGAACAGCCAUGUUGCGAAACUGAACAGCAGAACAACAGUCUAAAAGAAGCUACAUAUUUUUUAUUUAAACUGUGCUUUUCAUGUUGUAAA
Messenger RNA from Sinocyclocheilus rhinocerous, 343 nucleotides. RefSeq names its product C-C motif chemokine 13-like. Gene Ontology annotation, molecular function: chemokine activity. NCBI's taxonomy places the organism in Eukaryota, Metazoa, Chordata, Actinopteri, Cypriniformes, Cyprinidae. The transcript has 3 exons. The coding region runs from base 18 to 296 and encodes 92 amino acids. Gene Ontology annotation, cellular component: extracellular region. The record is from RefSeq and is a predicted model, not a curated record. Gene Ontology annotation, biological process: immune response.